Messenger RNA from Porites lobata, 3600 nucleotides. NCBI's taxonomy places the organism in Eukaryota, Metazoa, Cnidaria, Anthozoa, Scleractinia, Poritidae. The record is from the annotation of a GenBank genome assembly.
AUGAUUCUUUGCCACACCUUCCCCUCUCGCUGGAAAGAUUUAAAUCAGUACAAGUUACUCAUCAUCCAGACAGCAAGGCGCUUUUCUGACAAAUCGUGGCUCCACUACGACAUCGCCUUCCGAAAAGAAGCCGCAGCCUCAGGUUCAACCGACUGGUCUCGCAUGCACCCAGACCUCUACAACUUUCACACCAGAUCUCCAGUGACCACCUCAACUGCUUCAGGCUCCUCAACUUCCUCUGCCUCGUCACUAUCAGAGCCUCUUGGGUCUUCAGGCAAUCCCCGGUCUAGCCAGUAUUGCCCUCCUGGAACGACGGGCGCUGUCGCUGGCCCUUUGGUCGCUGUCGGUUUCGUCACUCCUGUGAAUCGUGCCACGGGGACCACCCCCGCAUCCACUGCCCUCACCGGUCCGCGCGGAGAGAACGGUCCCGCUCCCCUUCUCAGUCAAAGGGGGGUCUCCGCCGUCGCUAGGCAACCUCUAGCCAAUUCAACUGUAAAUAGUUUUGUUCCUGUUCACGUUGGUUCUCAUGGUAAUUUUUCAGCGUUAGAGUUGCGUUCUCCUUUUGUGUUACCUUCUCAGCAGCAGGGUCUGCCAAGUUCCAGUUCUUUGUUGUGUUCUCCAGCUGUUUGUCCUUUAAGACCAGUUUCUCAGCUUACUCCCAUCAAUGUGGAUAGAUUCCAGCAUGAACUCUGUCAUCAUCCUAACCCAGACAAAGUUGCAUAUGUGGUCCAAGGCCUUCGCGAUGGUUUUCACCUAGGUUUCAAUUACAGUACUUCCCUGAAGUCGGCAACAGGGAAUAUGGCUUCAGCACUCCUGAACCCUCGGGUCAUUGACAAUUACUUGCAGUCGGAAGUUCAGUCAGGCAGGGUGGCGGGCCCCUUCUCCCAGCCUCCCCUCCCUGUCCUCCACGUGAGUCGUUUCGGCGUCAUCCCCAAACGCCACCAACCUGGCAAAUGGCGUCUUAUCCUGGACCUGUCUAGCCCUGCGGGCACAGUGUCAACGACGGAAUUGCGGGCGAGGAUUAUUCUCUGCAGUACAUGAAGGUAGAUGACAUUAUUGCAGGCAUAAUGCGGCUGGGGCGUGGUUCCCUCAUGGCGAAAUUUGACGUGCAAAAUGCAUACCGUAUUGUGCCAGUCCAUACAGAAGAUCGCCAGUUGCUGGGUAUGAAAUGGCGUGGUGCCUUUUAUGUUGAUAUGGUCCUGCCUUUUGGUGUCAGGUCAGCUCCAUAUAUCUUCACAUGUAUAGCAGACUUAGUGGAGUGGGUGGCCAAGCAAAACUACGAUGUCACCUUCCUGAUGCAUUACCUUGAUGACUUCCACACUCUUGGCCCUCCCGGCUCCUCUGUUUGUCAACAUAAUCUGGACAGGUCAAUUAACUGUUUUUCUAAGCUUGGCAUCCCCCUCCAUCCAGACAAACUAGAAGGGCCGUCGACGUGCCUAACCAUCCUGGGCAUUGAACUGGACUCUCUUAAUCUGCUGGCACGCCUUCCUCAGGACAAAUUUGAUAGGAUAACUGCCUUGUUGGAAGAUUGGUCACAAAAGCGUUGGUGUAAACGCAAGGAUCUGAGUCCCUAAUAGGUCACCUUCAGCAUGCCUGCAAAGUCGUACCCCAAGGUCGCUCAUUCUUGCGCCGAAUGAUUAACCUACUAUGUGCCUUUCGACGCGAUGACCACCCGAUUCGUCUCAAUCAAGAGUUCUUUCUUGACCUAGCCUGGUGGCAAGAGUUUUUCCAGUCUUGGAAUGGUUGCAGCUUUCUUCAGUACCCCCAGUGGGCUCCAAUUCCUGACUUCGAGGUUUCUUCAGAUGCCUCUGGGGCUCUUGGUUAUGGAGCAGUCUUCCAGGGUCACUGGUUUUCAGGUGCAUGGCUCCCAUCACAGGUCUCUCAGUCUAUCGAGUACAAGGAACUUUUCCCUAUCGUCGUGGCAGCUUACCUCUGGGGCCCCCAGUGGGCCUCCAAACGGGUCAACUUCCUAUCAGAUAACCGCUCAGUGGUGGACAUUUUGCGGUCUGGCACUUCAAGAGCCCCUACCAUCAUGUCCUUGGUUCGCUAUCUGUCCCUGUUGGCAGCUCGUCACUCCUUCUCCUUCACUGCCUCCCCAGUUAGAAGGAAGUCUAACCCCAUUGCUGACUCCCUGUCUCGCUUUCAGUUUCAGCGUUUUCGCCGGCUAGCUCCUCUUGCAGACUCCAUUCCAACCCAGAUUCCGCAGCAGCUCCUCUCGGACUUGGAUCUUCGCUGUCAGAUAAAUACCACUUCUAUUUGACUCAGGGUCUUGCCCCCUCCACUAGGAAAGUCUAUGCUUCUGCCCAACGCCGCUUCUUGGAUUUCUGUGCUCAGGACAAUAGCCUGUCUCCUUCGGGAUCAGCUCUUCCAGCCAGUGAAGACGUGCUCAUCCGUUUCUGCUGUCAUCUUGCUGAUACUCUUCACCAUUCAUCCAUAAAGGUUUACCUUUCAGCAAUUCGGUCCCUUCACAUUGAGGAGGGUCAUCCUUCUCCGCUGGUUGGUUGCCUUCGGUUACAGCGGGUGUUGCGGGGCAUCAAACGUCACCAAGGCUCAAAUAAGCGUCAGCGCCAACCCAUCACAAUCGAGCUGAUGCACAUUAUCUUCCAGUCCUUGAACUUCUCUGACUACAACCAUACAAUGCUUUGGGCUGCCUGCUGUCUCGGGUUUUUGGUUUCUUACGUGCGGGUGAGUUUACUGUCAACUCUCCUUCAAUCCUGACAUCCACCUUGCUGUCAGUGAUGUCCAAGCAGAUUCCCUAGUCAAUCCUAGCAGCUUCAGGAUUCAUAUUAAGUGCUCUAAGACGGACCCCUUUCGCCAAGGUUGCCAUAUUUACAUUGGUGCUGGUAAACGUGAUCUCUGCCCUGUGCGCGCCCUUACCCAGUAUCUACACGUCCGUGGCUCAACUCCUGGCCCACUCUUCCUUCUCUCUGAUGGCACCCCUCUACAUCGCCAAUGGCUGACAUCCAGUAUUCAGUCUAUCUUCUCCGCUGCUGGGGUCACUGGUUGCUACACCGGUCAUAGCUUCCGCAUUGGCGCUGCUACUUCAGCAGCCUCUCGUGGCUUACCAGAUCACCUCAUCAAGACACUUGGCAGAUGGUCCAGCGAUGCGUAUCAGAUCUAUAUUCACACUCCCGUCAGUACUAUCGUGGGGGUAGCAAGCCUUCUCACUUGACAGGUAUUUUCUUGCGUAUCUUUCUCUUUUCCUAGUUGUCCUUGUAGGGUGCCUCGGGACUUGGGUAGUUCAAAUAGGGCUUCCCCAGCCCUGAGCCCCUCUUUCCUCUCCCGAUCUGGCUGCGUCAGCUCGGAGAGUCCCUUCGGCUUGGAAUGGGGGCUCAUGGCUGGGUUGCGGGGAUUUGCCAGCCAUGGGGGCAGUUUUUCUAUCUAGGGGCUGGCUGGCCACAGUGGAAGCCCCUGGGUAUCCCAGGCACCCACCUUCCACUUAAGCGAGGCAGUUGGUUAAAUUUGGUUAAAUGUAAUUUAACUAAGUUAACCACCACGAGCUUAGCGGUCAAGCGGUUCACAAGCGUAGCGGUCAAGCAAUUCACAAGCAUAGCGGUCAAGCGGUUCACAAGCUUAGCAGUUGAGCGGUCCACAAGUUAA